UCCACGCGGAAGAUGCAAAUCCCGAGUGCUGGGAACAGAAGGACGUUUCUCGCACCUUAAAACAAACUGCCAGUAAACAAUAAUUUGCAAGCUAUGCAUAGUAUCUAACCUAAAAAUGCAUACUUUAAAAAACUGGAGACAGAAGGUUGCAGAUUUUGUACCGGACGUAGAAUUGACAUGUGGGAUAGUUGUUUUGGUCGUUGUUUCAUGCGUUCUCAGCGUCGUAACGCAUCACUUUGAUGUCUCGGAGCAUUUUUUCAGUCUGGACUCUAAUGCCGUCAUUAAAGGCCAUGUCUACAAACUCAUCACCUAUUGCCUGUAUCACAAGAAUAUGACCAGUUUUUUUCUAAAUGCCAUAGUGAUGGUGUAUCCCUGUAUUGGACUGGAGAAAGGCAUUGGUACCAUCAGAUUCCUUUAUCAAUCACUGCUCCUGACAUCCAUCAGUGGACUGCUACAUGUGCUGCUAGACUCACUGCUCUCCUCCCCGUCCAAUAGGAGUUCAGUAAAUGGAUUCAUCCCAUUGGCUCUGUCUGUUUUGGGCUUGGUGACAAUCAAUUCUGCUAUGAGGAAGGCAUAUUUUAUGGGCAUUAAUGUGCCCUCUGCAUCUCUGCCCUGGAUUAUUUUAAUUAUUGUAACUGUCACCUUUCCAAAUACUGUCUUCCUUUGUAAUGUCCUGGCCAUCAUCACAGGAAUAAUAUAUGGAAUGGGAUGGUUUUCAUUUUUCCAGAUGUCAGAGUCCAGAGCUUCAGUCCUGGAGAAAAAGUUCCCCUUUCGGUUGCUUAAGCAUGUACCUGGUGUCCAGUUCAUCCCUGCGUCUGGUGAGGAGCGUAACAAACCUCUUGAUCUCACAGACAUUUCCCCAGGGUCUUAUCCUGUACAGGCCUACGCCCCUGUAAACGUAACCACUGGUCAAGCUACAGGGAGCCUGCCAAACUCACUGGAUGGUUGGCCGCACUCAACAUAUACACAACAAAACUAUACAUACUCCUCACCUUACACUGGAAGCUCUGGAGUCACCAUCGGUCACAGUCACGAACAUGGUCACAGUCACGAACAUGGUCACAGUCACGAACAUGGUCACAGUCACGAACAUGGUCACAGUCACGAACAUGGUCACAGUCAUGAACAUGGUCAUAGCCAGAGAAAUCAUCACGGACAUAGUCAUCAGUGCGAUGCUGCUCAUCACUAUGGCAACCCAUGGAUAUCUCCAUAUGCUCAGACUCAGAUCAGUCCUCCAUUUAAAGGGACAGGGCAACCUUUCAGUCAUCUACCUCAGCCAGGAGUUUCAACCAUACCCCAGAUAUCACACUUCGAGUCUUAUGUGCCUGCUGUUCCUUCAUCUCCUUCUGGGUCCUCUAUGUAGCCCUUAAACUAGGGAUAUAAUCUCUUUUAUGAUCAUCAGAUACCUCAUAUUUUGGUUCCAGAAAAACUAAUUAUGCCGAGUGUUAUAUUGAUCUGUUUGCAUGUAACUUUGAUAUGUUUUUGUUACUUUUAUUUUUUCCACUUUAUACAGUUGUCAUUUGAAUUGCUAUUCAUGUUUUUGUAUGUUAAUUUCUGGAAUGGAAUAAAAAUCGUCUUUAUUAUA
This is a messenger RNA of Triplophysa dalaica, 1585 nucleotides long. It is a transcript of the gene rhbdd2, whose product is annotated as rhomboid domain containing 2. The record is from RefSeq and is a predicted model, not a curated record. Lineage: Eukaryota; Metazoa; Chordata; Actinopteri; Cypriniformes; Nemacheilidae. Gene Ontology annotation, cellular component: membrane. The transcript is spliced from 4 exons. The coding region runs from base 116 to 1363 and encodes 415 amino acids. Gene Ontology annotation, molecular function: serine-type endopeptidase activity.